UCAGUGUCACCGGCCCAGCCUGGUGAGAUUAGCCGCUGCGGGCCACAGCUCUCCCGGCGCUGGGUGAGGAGGCGGCUGGCAUCCCUCGGGCCGGGCCAUGGAAGAGCAGGACGGCGCCUGCGGCUCCACUUGGGGGCCCCCACAGGGCAAGAGCCGCCCGGACUCACCUUGGUCAUGGAUUCCAAUCAUGCGAGACCCUGGAUGGAUUCGAAACGUGUGGUCGUCCAACAUUAACGCUCAAACCAUGAACUACGUCGGGCAGCUGGCGGGCCAGGUGUUUGUCACCGUGAAGGAGCUCUACAAGGGGCUGAAUCCCGCCACCCUGUCCGGCUGCAUUGACAUCAUCGUGGUGCGGCAGCCCAACGGGAGCCUGCAGUGCUCCCCCUUCCACGUCCGCUUCGGGAAGAUGGGGGUCCUGCGCUCCCGAGAGAAGGUGGUGGACAUAGAGAUCAACGGAGAGUCAGUGGAUCUGCACAUGAAACUGGGAGACAAUGGAGAAGCGUUUUUUGUUCAAGAGACUGAUAACGAUCAGGAGGUGAUCCCCACGCACCUGGCCACCUCCCCAAUCCUGUCGGAAGGCGCCUCGCGGAUGGAGUCCCAGCUGAAAAGGAACUCCCUGGAUCGGCUACGGAGCCUGGACCCCAGCACGUCAGCCCAGGUCCUGCCCCCCGGCGAGAGCCCUUCCAGUGGCUCUUUGGUGAAGAAGAGACGGAAGAGGAGGAGGAAGUCCCAGCUGGACAGCCUGAAAAGGGACGACAACACGAACACGUCGGAGGACGAGGACAUGUUUCCCAUAGAGAUGAGCUCGGACGAGGAGGCUGAGCCCCUGGACAGCAGUAGAACUCUUUCUAGUGAGAUCCCUCCAUUCCAGGAAGAUGUCCCUAAAGAAAACCUGUCCCCAGUCGUGACUUAUCCCCAGUCGGCCUCGUACCCUAAUUCCGACAGAGAGUGGUCACCCAGCGCCAGUAACCUGCUAGACGGCAGGAGGGCCCCCCCUCAUCUCGCGGUCGUGGCCGAGGGGGGUCUUUCUAGCUCUUGCCCGCCGCAGUCCUCCCACUUCCACGCUUCGGAAAGUCCUUCAGUUUCCCGGCCUUCCACACCUAAAAGUGAUUCAGAAUUGGUCAGUAAGUCCGCGGACAGGACAAUGCAGAAGAACAACCUUGAAAUGCUGUGGCUCUGGGGGGAGCUGCCGCAAGCCACAAAGUCAUCUCCACUCAAGCUGAAAGACUCCAGCCCGUUGAACAGCAGGAAAAUCUAUGAUAAAAUGCACUUUCAAGCCAUUCACAGUGAAUCUUCGGACGCGUUCAGCGACCAGUCACCGACGGGGGCGCGGGAGUCCCCGGUGCCGCCGCUCUUGGAGCAGAGCAAGCCCCAGGCCGAGAUGCCGUUUGCGAACGAAGAAGACGUUGAGGCCUUAGGGGCUGCGGCCCCGCCUCUACCCACCAUCGAAGAGCCCAAGCCCCUCUCUGCCAGCACCGCCCCGUCUGUGAGCAAGACAGACUCGCCUUCGAGGAAAAAGGACAAACGAAGCAGACACCUCGGGGCCGACGGCGUCUACUUGGAUGACCUCACAGACAUGGACCCCGAAGUCGCCGCCCUGUAUUUCCCCAAAAACGGAGAUCCGUCUGGGCUCACAAAACAGUCCAGCGACAACGGCGCCCGCUCGGCCAACCAGUCCCCGCAGUCCGCGGGCAGCUCUGGCAUCGACAGCGGCGUGGAGAGCACCUCCGACGGCCUGAGGGACCUGCCGUCCAUCGCCAUCUCCCUGUGCGGGGGCCUCAGCGACAACAGGGAAAUCACCAAAGAUGUGUUUUUGGAACAAGCCGUGUCGUAUCAACAGUUUGUGGACAACCCUGCCCUCAUUGACGACCCCAAUCUCGUGGUGAAGAUCGGGAAUAAAUACUAUAACUGGACAACAGCCGCACCUCUGCUCCUGGCGAUGCAGGCCUUCCAGAAACCUUUGCCAAAGGCCACGGUGGAAUCUAUCAUGAGGGAUAAGAUGCCCAGAAAGGGAGGAAGAUGGUGGUUUUCGUGGAGGGGAAGAAACACCACGAUCAAAGAGGAAAGCAAGCCAGAGCAGUGCUUGGCAGGAAAGAGCCACAGUACUGGGGAGCAGCCGUCACAACUUGGCAUGGCCACCAGAAUGAAGCAUGAAUCAUCCUCCAGUGAUGAGGAGCACGCAGCUGCCAAGCCAUCCGGCACAAGCCACCUCCCCCUGUUGUCCAGCGUCAGCUACAGGAAGACCCUGCGGCUCACGUCGGAGCAGCUGAAAAGCCUCAAGUUGAAGAACGGCCCCAACGACGUGGUAUUCAGUGUCACCACGCAGUAUCAGGGGACAUGUCGCUGCGAGGGCACCAUCUACCUGUGGAACUGGGACGAUAAGGUGAUCAUCUCCGACAUUGAUGGAACCAUCACGAGGUCGGACACUCUUGGCCACAUUUUGCCCACCCUUGGGAAGGACUGGACCCACCAGGGCAUAGCCAAGCUGUACCAUAAAGUGAGCCAAAACGGGUAUAAGUUCCUCUACUGCUCGGCUCGUGCCAUCGGGAUGGCGGACAUGACGCGGGGCUACCUGCACUGGGUCAACGAGCGUGGCACGGUGCUGCCCCAGGGCCCGCUGCUCCUGAGCCCCAGCAGCCUCUUCUCCGCCCUGCACAGAGAAGUGAUUGAAAAGAAGCCAGAGAAGUUUAAAGUCCAGUGUUUGACAGACAUCAAAAACCUGUUUUUCCCAAACACAGAACCUUUUUAUGCUGCUUUUGGAAAUCGACCCGCUGAUGUGUACUCGUACAAGCAAGUGGGAGUGUCCCUGAACAGAAUAUUCACUGUCAACCCCAAAGGGGAGCUGGUGCAGGAACACGCCAAGACCAACAUCUCCUCGUACGUGAGGCUCUGCGAGGUGGUCGACCACGUUUUCCCAUUGCUGAAAAGAAGCCACUCUUCCGACUUCCCCUGCUCAGACACGUUCAGUAACUUCACCUUUUGGAGGGAGCCACCGCCGCCUUUUGAAAACCAGGACGUUCAUUCUGCAUCGGCGUAGACUGUUCCAGGCAGCCUCCUGACAUCCUGCGAAGACCUGGCACCCCCAUUAAAGGAGAGGUUUGGGGACGUGCAGUCAUGUGCUUAAGAGCAGAGAGCAUCCAGGAGCCUGUCUCUCCCCGUCCCCCUCGCUGGGGGGGACAUUUCCAAGUGACCCGUGAAGGGUGUACUUCCUAGGUCCUAGGGGAGUUGGGGGCCUCCCUGGUGUGGAGGCUGCGCCUCGUGUGGCCCAAGCCCGUCACCGCGCUGCCCUCCCCGGCCCCGCUCCAGUCCUGGAGCCGCUAUAAUGUGUGCAGGGUGGGCCGGGAAACCUGGGGUCCCCAGGAUGACGGGUCCUGGGAGGGGCGCCAGGCCCCCACGACUUCCAGGAGAGUCAGGGGCAUGUUUCCACAUGGCGCGUGGUGCCACUUCUGCUGCGCCUGGCGGGAGGCGGUGCAGGGCCUGGUGAUCUGAAUCCGAGGUCUCGGAAGGGACUCCAAGCCUCCCGGUGCUCGGCCUUGACCGCGUGGCUGUCCCCCGGCAGGAUUUGCUCCCUGCCUCCCCCCCCCAGUCUCAUUUAGGAGAUAAGUUCUUAAAUUCCUUUGGUUAAAGAUCACCUCUGUAGCUGGCGUAUUUCCCCCCAUUUUUGUGGCGCAAGGCUGGAAUGUUUAUGCCUUAUGCAUCUGCGGCAGGCAUUUGAUUUCGAAUGUGCUUUGCCCGGCUCCCUGCCACUUUGCAAUGCCUUAAAUUCAGAUGAGAGGAGAUAUUCCUAAGGCAGUAUUUUGAAUCACUUCCUUACUCUGCCAGCAACCUGCCUAGCAAGGCGGUGCUGAAAAUGUGGGCUCCAACAGAGUUUAUGCCCAACGGUGAUGACGGCAAUGUCCGUUGGGGGCUCUCAGUGGAGACUGGUCGGUUUUAAGAAAAUAGUUUGAAGAAGUUAAAUUAUAUUCUUUGUAGAUCGUAUUAUUUAUUCCUUUACGCUGGGUUGCUGUUAUAAGCAUUUUAGCCAUAUUCGUUCUAUUAUAACUGUCAUUAAUGCAUUAAAAAGAUCCCUAUUAGACCAUCCAAAGAGCCUUAUUCUGUACUUCUCACAACACUGACCCUCUUUGGGGUUUUGUGAGUAAUGCUUUUUCUUUCCCUUAGCCCCGCACCCCCGCCCCCCCCCCAGGUUCAGGGCAAGUGGGGAAGUAGCCAUUUGAGUGACAUUCUUUGACCUGGUAGAAGAUGAUUCUUUUCCUUGUUUAUUAAAUUGGCUGCUGGAGAGAAUCAUGUGAAAAGCGAAAACAUUAUUUUGGUAAAAAAAAAAAAAAGUGCUGCUUGACUGUACGAAGUGUUUUUUUGUUUUUGUUUUUGUUUUUGUUUUUUUUUAAGUGUUUUGCUCCAGUGACCGAAAUGCCCUCCUACUUAAAUCUCAUGGCUAGAGUCGGAGGGCGCAGGCAGUGGGAUGGUUGAUGGCAGCUUUACUCUUUCUGUGAAAGAAAAUCCAGAGGCGGCAUUGCCUUCUUUGUUGUCAGGGGGCUCUGCUGCCUGUGGGCGCCUUCACCGAGCGGUCUGUGGGGUCACACAGAUAAGAGCAAACAUCCCUGUGCAGCUGAGUGUAGGCCUGCAUUCAAGCACGAACUGCAUGUACAGAUGCCCUUUGGGAGGCAUUAAAAAUUUUUAAUUUUUAUAAUUUAAAAUAGGGAGUUCCCUGGUGGCCCAGUGGGUUAAGAACCUGGCAUCACCACAGUGACUUGGGUUGCUGCUGGAGUGCCGGUUUGAUCCCAGACACGGGAGCUUCUGCAGGCCAAGGGUGUGGCUAAAGGAAAAAAAGGAAUUUAAAUAGUCCUGCUUUAGCUUGGGCUUGCUUAUUAGUUUUAGAGGCUACAUUCAUUCUGUCACAAGGGUAUCUUAGGGUGAAUUUUAAGUAUUGCGAACUACGUGGAAGCAAGCUCACGAGCCUGCACAGACCAGCCCGAUUUCUCCCUCGCCCUGGGAGGAACUUGGCUGAUGGACUAGACCUCGUGUCCCUUGUGGGGGUUGCCCUGCAGCAGGACAACCAGCUGUCGUCCUCUCUCCUGAGAGUAUGCAACUUUGAACCCCAAAUUUCGAUGUCCCCUAAGCUCUCUCCUCGGCGCCCCCUGAAACGGCACACCAUCCGGAAAGCAGCACUCUCAGAUCUGUGGCGGGUUCAGAGCGUGAGCCCUGGAGAGGCUGUACCAUUCACACCUGCCCAUGGCUUCGGGAAAGACUGGUGCAUGGGCAGUCCUCAGGCCUCUGCGUGUUGGUUUAGCUGUGGUCACACAUCCCUAACUCAGUGACAGCCAUGGGCCAGGAUGCUCUGUUUGGACCACACGUAUCAAAGUCGCCCUCUGGAUGAUUGAAUCACGAAGUGACAAGUCAUCGAAUGUUCGUCACAUGUGGUGAAGAAAAAUAGAACACCUGGCUCCGUGGAGAAAAUAAUUCCACCCUCAAAGAGAAUUCCCUUUUCCAUUUUAGGUUUGGAUCGCUGCUUGAAACGUAUUUUAUUUCCAACCCUUGGUCUGUAUUUGUAUAUGCCGGGACAAUGAGAAAAAUCACUGUAAUACUUCCUUGUGCUGGGCUGGAUGCAAAGCUAGAAAAUACUGUAAUAAAUGAGACCAAUGAAAGACCUCCCUGAACCUCAGCCGUGUGCAUUUUAAAUAGUUGUUGGUAAGUUGCUGAUUUCCUACUCUGUGAUCUCAAGCAUAUUAUUUUCUACUCAGAAAACAAAAAUGAAAGCAAAAACCCUUAAGGCUAUGAUCUGUUCAGUAUUUGGAAUAAAAGAGCCAGUCUUUUCUGA
Phacochoerus africanus (Common warthog) is the source of this 5815-nucleotide messenger RNA. It is a transcript of the gene LPIN1, whose product is annotated as lipin 1. Gene Ontology annotation, biological process: triglyceride biosynthetic process; positive regulation of transcription by RNA polymerase II; fatty acid catabolic process. NCBI's taxonomy places the organism in Eukaryota, Metazoa, Chordata, Mammalia, Artiodactyla, Suidae. The transcript has 22 exons. Bases 98 to 3037 code for a protein of 979 amino acids. The record is from RefSeq and is a predicted model, not a curated record. Gene Ontology annotation, molecular function: phosphatidate phosphatase activity; transcription coactivator activity. Gene Ontology annotation, cellular component: mitochondrial outer membrane; nucleus.